Messenger RNA from Ziziphus jujuba (common jujube), 1588 nucleotides. RefSeq names its product probable nucleoredoxin 3. The transcript is spliced from 4 exons. The coding region runs from base 230 to 1438 and encodes 402 amino acids. NCBI's taxonomy places the organism in Eukaryota, Viridiplantae, Streptophyta, Magnoliopsida, Rosales, Rhamnaceae. The record is from RefSeq and is a predicted model, not a curated record. Gene Ontology annotation, molecular function: thioredoxin-disulfide reductase (NADPH) activity.
UAAAUAACCUUAUGUGACGAGUGUCAUGCAUGGGCAGAGAGACAAGUUCAUCAAAACCAGAGAAGAAGAGAGAGAGAGAGAGAGAGAGAGAGAGAGAGAGAGAGAGUUUUACAAUAUUCUCUUUCUCCUCUCAACAGGAGCAACAAAAUCAUCAAUCACAAACAAGUCGAGGGGAUACCCGAUAUAAAAGACAGGGUGAAGAAGAAUAUAGUUACAGCUUGUAGCUCCAAUGGCAGCACCGCUUGAUUUGCAAGCCAAAUACAUGGAUGUCACUGAUAUUGUUUCCAUCUUGUUAUCAGAAGGGGUCGAUUACCUACUGUCUGGUGAAGAAAAGGUACCCUUGUCAUCCUGUGUUGGGAAGACUGUUUGCUUGUUUUUCUCUGCAAAUUGGUGUAGGCCUUGCAAAACUUUUACCCCCCAACUGAUACAGCUCUAUGAAGCACUUAGAGUGAGAGGCAAGGAGCUAGAGAUCAUCUUCAUCUCCUUUGACAAAGAUGAUAACAAAUUCCAAGAAUAUUUCAAGAGCAUGCCAUGGCUGGCAGUCCCAUUUGAUAUCAAUCUGCAUAAAAGAUUGAGUGAUAAGUACGGUGUUGAUCGCAUUCCGUCACUUGUUCCAUUAAUCUCGGACGCAAUAGCGAUUGAAGAAGAUCUGAUUGGAUUGAUUGAAGAAUAUGGGGUUGAAGCAUUUCCAUUCACCAGGGGCAGAAGAGAAGAACUGAGGGCUAUUGAUAAGGAAAAGCGUGAAGGAGGAAAAUUGGAAGAACUUUUGGCACAUGAAGGAAGAAAGUUCGUGGUUUCUAGAGAUGGAAAACAGAUACCAGUGUCCUUACUUCUUGGUAAAACAAUUGGACUCUACUUUGGUGCACAUUGGAGCCCUCCUUGCCGUGCUUUCACUUCAAAACUCGUAGAAGCAUACAAGGAUCUCAUGGAUGCCAAUGAUCAAUGCUUUGAGAUCAUCUUGGUCUCUACUGAUAGAGAUCUAAGAGAGUUCGAACUCAACAUAUAUAGCAUGCCAUGGCUUGCUAUACCAUACCAGGACAAAACAAGACAAGACCUUUGUAGAAUCUUCAACAUCAACGCGAUUCCAGCUCUGGUUCUAAUUGGACCAGAUGGGAAGGCUCUAAACACUAAUGGAAGGGCCGUGCUCUCCUUAUACGGGGCUAAGGCUUUCCCAUUUACAGAGACAAGGAUCAAAGAGUUAGAAUUAGCAUUGAGAAAAGAAGGAGAAGGAUUGCCUCCCGUAGUGAAAGAUAUAAAGCAUGACCAUGUUCUGAAGUUGGACAUGGCCAAAGCUUAUGUGUGUGAUUAUUGUAAACAGCCGGGGAGGUUCUGGGCGUUUUCUUGUGGUGUAUGCGAUUAUGAUCUUCACCCAACUUGUGUGGAAACGACAUCUAAAAAUAGCAUUUUGGGUGGGGAUCUUGAUAUUGAAACGCUAUAAAUUAAUUUUCUACUAAUUAUUGAAACUUUUGUACAAACUGACAUGGAAAUACCUUAUAAUAUACCAUGCCAUGUUUACAGUAUACGUGUUGUCUCUCUGUUUUCUGAUAUUGAAAGGAAAGUUUGAUACCUGAUUCAUCAGGUGUGUAUC